AUGGCGGCAGGACAUUUGGGCGCAGGAGGCUUUCUGGAUCUGCUGGGAGGCUCAGAGUUCCUAGGCAGCCUGGGCCCUGCCGCUGCCGCACCCAGCCACAGGCAGCAGCACCCCUCGGCGGCCAGCGCGACGCGGCGCAGCCUGGAGGAGGCGCGUGCGGCGCAGCACGCGGCGCAGCACGCGGCGCAGCUCAGCGGCAUGGACGUGGCGAUGCUUGAGGAGCUGCUGCCGCUCAGCGAGCUGCACGACCCCUUCCUGGAGGCCGACUGGCCCCAGGAGCUGCCAGCCGCGGCAGCGCAGCCCGACGGCUGCGCAGCCGCACCCGCGCAGCAGCAGCAGCAGCAGCAGCAGAGGUUGAGCAGCGCCGUGCACCCCGCCGCCCCGCUCCUCUUCUCCGGCAUCCCCGCCUACGCUGAGCCAGACAUCCCCGCGGCGGCGGCGGCCCGGAUGAACAACUCUGCCGGCCUGAGCAUGGGGUAUGGCCUGGGAGAGGGGCUCGCGGCGCUGCCUGGCUCGCCGCACCCGUCGUCAGGCCUGCCGAUGCACCCGCAGGGCCUCGCCAGCAUGGCCGCCGCCGCGUUCUGUACGCAGCCCGCGUUUGCGGCGCCGCCGGCGGCACAGGGAGUUGGCGGCGGCCUGCCGCCCGCCAUUGCUGCCGCGCAGCAGCGGGCCGCGGCCAAGAUGCAGGUGGGCAAUGGCAGCAGCGGCGGCAACAGCCACAUCAGCAACAGCAGCAGCGGGGCCGACCCGGCGGCUGCGGCUGCGCCGCCGCCGCUGGGAGCGCCGCCGCGCCAGUGCGCGCAGCCUCCAUCCGACGACAGCUCCGGCGAGCAGCUGGAAGACGAGCACCUGGAGGAUGCGUCAGGCACGCCCAGCCACUCGGCAGCAGCAGCGGCUUCAGCAGACCCAGCCUUGGCCGGCGCGUCGGCCACUGCCGCCGCCGCGGGCGCCUCCUCUGGCGUGCCCUUCAGCGCCGGCGAGGGCGGCAAGCAGCCCGCCAAGCGCGGCGGGCGGCCGCGCGAGAAGAAGAGCUACGACGCCCUCAUCGACCCCAGCCUGCCCAUCGAGGAGAUCCGGCGCCUGCGGCGCACUCUGAGCAACCGCGAGUCGGCGCGGCGGUCGCGGCGGCGGCGCCAGACCCAGGUGUCGUCGCUAGAGACGGAGCUGGAGGCUCUCAAGACGGACAAUGAGCGGCUCGAGUUUGAGCUGAGCCAGACCUCCUCUGCUGCCCACCAGCUGGCGGCCGAGAAGGCGGCGCUGCUGGCGGAGGUGGAGCGCCUGCGGGUGCAGCUGGCGCAGGUCUCGACCUGUGGCGCCCCGCCGCUUGCGCAGCACAUGCCGGCUUCCGCCCCCAUGCCUGUCGCGGCUCAGCAGCCCACGCCUGUGUCCCUGCACAUGGCGGCGCCAGCCCCCAGCCCCGUCACGCUGCAGCCUGCGAUGCAGCAGGCGAUGCAUCGCGCCUCGGCGGCGCAUGCUGCCGGCCUGCCGCCAGCCAUUGAGCAGGCGCAGCGGCUGGCACACAAGCUGCUGUAG
Messenger RNA from Chlorella variabilis, 1533 nucleotides. RefSeq lists its product as hypothetical. Bases 1 to 1533 code for a protein of 510 amino acids. Gene Ontology annotation, molecular function: DNA-binding transcription factor activity. The record is from RefSeq and is a predicted model, not a curated record. Lineage: Eukaryota; Viridiplantae; Chlorophyta; Trebouxiophyceae; Chlorellales; Chlorellaceae. The transcript has 5 exons. Gene Ontology annotation, biological process: regulation of DNA-templated transcription.